Molecule: messenger RNA, 1241 nt
Organism: Myotis lucifugus (little brown bat)
Lineage: Eukaryota; Metazoa; Chordata; Mammalia; Chiroptera; Vespertilionidae
Product: hepatitis A virus cellular receptor 1-like
Exons: 11
Coding region: 52-1149 (365 amino acids)
Biological process (GO): phagocytosis, engulfment; positive regulation of mast cell activation
Cellular component (GO): cell surface
Molecular function (GO): phosphatidylserine binding; virus receptor activity
Source: RefSeq, a predicted model, not a curated record
AGGUACAGAGCUCUCAGCCACCUUGAACUAACAGAGACCUGAAGCCAUUGUAUGUGGUCUCCCAUCCAUAGCAGGGCUGAUAUCAUCAUGCCUCCUUGGGUAGCCUUCCCCAGCCUCAUACUACUUUGGGCAGAUGUUGUUGUUGCUCAGACACGUGUGACUGGAGUGGUGGGACAGUCUGUCACGCUACCGUGUACCUACUCAACAGCUGGUGGAAUCGCACCCAUGUGCUGGGGCCGAGGGCCUUGCUCUUUAUUCAGAUGCUCAAAUACACUCGUAUCGACUGAUGGCUACCGUGUCACCUAUGAGAAGGACAAACGUUAUAGGAUGAAUGGAAUCAUUUCCAGAGAGAAUUUGUCUCUAACCAUACAGAAUGCAGCCCUGUCUGACACUGGCACCUAUUGUUGCCGUAUUGAGUUCAAAGGGUGGUUUAAUGAUUAUAAAGAGAAUAUAUUUUUGGAGAUAAAGCCAGCUCCAACCACUGCUCCAAUACCACCUAAGGUCUUCAGCUCUGCUCCUACCACUCCAGGGACCACGCAGAACCUCAAAACAGCUCCAUCUAAGGUCACCAGUGUUCCAACACCACCUAAGGUCUCUACCUAUGCUCCUAUAAUUCCAGAACCAACAUGGAACCUUAAGACAGCUACACCUAAUGUCACCAUGAUCCCAACAUCACCUACCGGUAUGGUUUCCACCUCUGCUACUGCAACGUCAGCACCCACGCAGAACUUCAAGACAGAAACCACUUCAUCUUCUCCACUGCAGACAACAGAAACCCAGCCUAUCACACCACAGGAAACAAGUACGACCAGCUCAUCAUUGAACUCUUCUUGCCCAAUAGAUGGGAAUAGCACUGUGCCACAACUUUCAGAUGGCAGUUGGCAAUGCAAUAAAACUCACACGGACUUGAAUCAAAAUUCAUGCUUGAGCACCAAUAAGUCACUCUACAUUGGACUCUCCAUUAUGGCCAUGGUAUUGUUGCUCACUAUUUUGGCUGCCAUAGUUUCCACAAAAUAUUUGUGUGGGAAAAUAAAGGUGUUGCAAAGAAGUGAAGAACCUCAGACUGGAACUUCGCAAAAUGAAACUGCAGGGCACUACCAAGCACAUGAAAGUAUCUACUUUAAGAACGAUCUUUACAAUGUGCCUUAAGACCCAGCGGUUCUCCAAGGCUUUAGGACCUUGACUGCAGAAGACAAUGACCAGAACUCACCAUGUCUGUCCUUUUUAGCUCCAGGAUGAUU